This is a messenger RNA of Mycena citricolor, 1037 nucleotides long. The record is from the annotation of a GenBank genome assembly. Lineage: Eukaryota; Fungi; Basidiomycota; Agaricomycetes; Agaricales; Mycenaceae.
AUGAGGUCCAGAUCAAAGGUGCGUUGCCGUCCGCCCAGUCGAGUCGUCCCUCAACGUCGCGUAGUUUCUGCGUGUGGGAUCUGUGGAACGGACAGGAGUCCCCUCCGUGACUUGGUAGGCCCCGACUCACGCGAACAGCUCAUUCCGGGCCACGAAAUCGUCGGCACCAUCGCCAAAAUCGGGAAAAACGUGUCCGGAUUCGCUGUGGGAGAUCGAUGCGUCGUCGACCCCGGCAUCACCUGCGAUAAAUGCUUUUUCUGCCGCCGGGGCCAGUCGCUGCUGUGCGAGAACUUCGAGAGCCUGGGUGUGACCGUGUCCGGCGGGUUCGCGGACUACGUGACUGCGGCGAGCAAGAAGGUGUACAAGAUACAGAAUCUAUCGGACGAGGAGGCCACCCUCGUCGAGCCGGCCGCCUGCGCGCUGCACGGCGCGGACAAGCUGAACCUCCCCGUCGGCUCCGACGUGCUCAUCCUCGGCUCUGGGCCGACCGGCCUGAUCCUCGCCCAGAUCCUCAAGCUCAACGGCGCGGCCAAGGUCGUUAUCGCCGCCAACAAGGGCAUCAAGACGCAGAUCGCACGCGACCUCGGCGCCGCGGAUGUGUACUACGAGAUCGACCGGGCCGCGCCGGAGCAGACGUGGGCGCGGCUCAAGCAGGAUUUUCCGUACGGAUUCGACGCGGUGGUCGAGGCGACGGGCUCGGAGAAGGUCGCGAACGACAGCAUCAACUACGUGCGCCGCGGCGGGACGCUCAUGGUCUACGGCGUGUACUCGAACGACGCGCGCGUGCACUGGCCGCCGUCCAAGAUCUUCGGGGACGAAAUCAAGAUCAUCGGCUCCUUCGCGCAGACGUUCUGCUUCCCCCGCGCCGUGGCGUAUUUGGAGAGCGGCAAGAUCAGCGUCAAGGGCAUGGUAACGGAUGUCUUCGCCAUCAAGGACUUCCAGAAAGCGCUGGACAAGCUCGAGAGCAAGUCCGCCCUCAAAGUCGCCGUGAAGCCCACGCUGUGAUCGCCAACCAAGCUGCGCGAGUGUGCGAUCCC